This is a messenger RNA of Clarias gariepinus (North African catfish), 2679 nucleotides long. RefSeq names its product fibrinogen-like protein 1. Lineage: Eukaryota; Metazoa; Chordata; Actinopteri; Siluriformes; Clariidae. The record is from RefSeq and is a predicted model, not a curated record. Gene Ontology annotation, molecular function: receptor tyrosine kinase binding. Bases 124 to 939 code for a protein of 271 amino acids. The transcript is spliced from 6 exons. Gene Ontology annotation, biological process: Tie signaling pathway; angiogenesis.
GUCCUCACAGGCCUGGCAUUUAGAACGGUUUACCCUUGCUUGUAAUAAGUGGGCGGGUCAACUAUUUGGACUGCUACUAAUAAAACAGUGUCACUCUUCUGUCUACUCAAACAAGUCUUAUACAUGAUGAUUGGCUCAGUAAGGAUGAAGAUGAUUGGCUGUGCUGGACUGCUCUUAAUAACAUUCAGCAUGGUCACUUCCACUAUCGUCAAAGAGGUAUCGGGGGUUGCGCAAGGGACUGACUGCACACAAAUAAAAACAACUUUCCCACAUGCAAAAAGUGGCAUUUAUACCAUUCAUCCAUCUGGAUUAAAAAACCCUAUCAAGGUUUACUGUGAGAUGCGGCAGGAUGGAGGAUGGACUGUUAUCCAGAGAAGGUCUGGUGAAAAGGUUUCUUUCAACCAGAACUGGAAAAAGUAUAAGUGGGGAUUUGGAAAUAUUCAGAAAGACCACUGGCUGGGCCUGAACAAGAUAUGGGCUCUAACCAAAAGCAAGGAUCAUAGGUCAACUCUCAGAGUAGACUUGUGGGACUUUGAAGGAGGUUCUGCCUAUGCUAAUUAUGAAGAUUUUUGGAUUGGUGGUGAAAAAACAGCCUAUAAGCUGCAUGUUGGAAAAUACAGUGGCACUGCAGGUGAUGCUAUCCGUGGGUCAUAUGCUGGCAUUGACCAAAAUGGGUAUGGUUUCAGUACACAUGACCAUGACAAUGAUGGCUGCUCCCCGUGUAUUUUCGGGGAUAUUGCAGUUAAUGAAUGCACUCGUGAAAAUAUUGGAGGAUGGUGGUUCAGCAGCUGUGGCUCAGCUGAACUGAAUGGAAAAUGGCACUCUGGGGAAGAUAAUCGCGGAUGGGCUUCUGGGCUCCACUGGCUCACCUGGAGAGGCCCUGGGCCCUACUCAGCUAAGGCAACACGCAUGAUGGUCAAGACCAUUAAGCAAUCAUAAGUUUGCGCAUCUUAAACAAGCAGCAAAAUGAUAUAAUGCUUUUCAAUUUAAACAGCCAAUAAACAUAUUCCAGUUUCACUAGUCUGUAUAUUUUAAGUUUGUUUAAGUGUUCUUCAGUGUUCUCAUCCUGUCUAUUAAUAUGCACGUAGGCUACACAAAAUUGCCCACAGGUGUAAUAAAUGUCCAAUUGUGUGUGUAAAUGGACCCGAAUUACAUCUGGCAUUCUCCCGCCUUGUGUGCAGUUUUACCAGGAUGGGCUUCAGAUCCAGUAUAAGCAGGACUGAGCAAAUGUACACUUAAAGAGUACUUUAUUAGGAAUACCUGUACACCUGUUUAUUUUGCAGUUAUCCAAUCAACCAAUUAUGUUGGAGCGGUGCAAUUUGUCACAUCAUGCUGAUGCAGGCCAGCAGCAUGAGGUUAUGUUGAUAUAUGAACCAUCAGAAUGAGGGGAAAAUGUGAUCUCUGAUAAUGACCAUGGCAUGAUUGUUGGUGCCAGGCUGGACAGUUCAUGGAGUGGAGAAUGGAUAAACUGGUUUGAUCUGAAAGAAAAGCUACAGCAGCUCAGAUAACCAUUUUAUAUAAUUGUGGUGAGCAGAAAGACAUCUCACAUUGGUCCUUGAAGUACAGUAGAUGGGCUACAACAGCAGAACACUACAUAAGGUUCUAUUUCAGUUAGCAAAGAACAGAAAGCUGAAGAUGAUAUAAAGGUAUCCUGGUCUGAUAAAUUUCUACUUUUUCUUAGGCACACAGUUGGUAGAGUCAAAAUUUGGACCUGAAUACAUGAACCCAACCUGCCUUGUGUGAACAGACAAGGCUGUUUUUGCCACAUUUUGGACUGUUAAUCCCAAUCAAUCAUUGCUUUAUUGACACUGUGUUUUUUUUUUCAUUGUUGCUGAUUAUGUGCAUUACUUUAUGGCAACAUGACAUGGCAACCGCAUCUCCUAACAGCUUCCAGCAUAAUAAUUAAUCAUGUCACAAAACAAAAGUUAUGUCAAGCUGGAUCAUGAACAUGGCAAUAAGUUGCUCUUGAGUGGCCCAGUCAUUUGCAUUCAGUAGAAUUCCUUUAAGAUGUUGUAGAACAGUUUAUUUGUAGCGUGUAAAUGCACCUGAAAAAUCUGCAGCAUGUCAACAAUCUCAAAGGAACAUUUUGCUGAAUCCAACAAUUUUUUUUUAAUACAACAAAAAAACUAGCAGCAAAUAUCCAGUAUUAAUAUAAUAUUCCUAGUAAAGUGCUCUGUAAGCAUACAUUUUCACCAUUAACAUUGUUAUUACACAGUACUAUAAACACUGGCUAUAUUCAACACACUUCAGGGUUUGGAAAUGUAAUUCUGUUUUCUGUUUUAAAUGUGUUAAUGUUUAUUAAAUGUUUAUAGAAUGAAAUCAUAUUUCUCCAGCAGAAUACCGAACACAUAAAUUUUUAGUCUUGGAUUAGAUAUUGUUUGUGUGAGAAAAUAUGCCAAAGCAAGCUCCAAGCAACCCAAACAUAAACAGUUAUUUAUUCCACAGCUCUAAAGCCUCUUUUAUGCCUUCUACCUCUAUUUAUACCUGCUAAAUACACUUCUGUUGCCUACAGAGCUUACAGUCCUUCAGACUAAAGGAUAAAUCUAUAUAUUUUUAGCUCAUUUAAAAGGAACUAUGAUAUGCCAUCAAGUAAAGUAAACUUUUAAAUGUACUGUUUUAAUGAAAAUAAUAAAUACUAUUGUUUAAUGCGAAAAAAUAAAAUGCUGUUGAAGCUUCAAA